CUCAGUACCGUGUGUUUGUCAUGUCCCAGCUCCUCUGUUGGUGUGCUUCUGUAUUGGACUCUGAAUUUUUAUUAGUUUUCUCCUUUGCCUCUUGUGUUCUGCUGAUGAAAGCUUUGUUAAAAUCAGAAGACAACAUGGAGGGAAAAGUGACUGCUUCCAAGAAACUGGUCCAUCACUCGCGCUCUCUGUGUGCUGGUGAGCAGGAUUAUGUUGACAGGAGGAAGACCGUCGUUCUGGAGUCACUCAACAACCUGGGAAUCAACUGUACCACAGACUCACUUCCCAACAUUGUUCUGUUGGCUUCAGGCGGGGGUCAGAGGUCAGCCGUGGGUCUGGUGGGUUCUCUCUAUCAGAUGGAAAAGGACGGUCUGCUGAACACGCUGCUCUACCUGGGAGGAGUUUCUGGGUCCACAUGGUCCAUGUCCUCCCUGUACAGUGACCCAGAAUGGAGCGCCAACAUGGACAGAGCAGUGUCCAUGCUGUCCGGCCCUGGGGUCGAGCUGGAGGAGGCGCUGGCCUGGCUGAGCAAAACGUCACAGGAGGAGUUCUUCUCUCUCACGGAUAUCUGGGGGGUUUUAACCUCUGCUGGGAUCAUGAAACAGAUGGACCUGCGGCGACUUUCAGACGAGGCCAGCUACAAUGCCACCAACCCUUACCCCGUCUACAGCGCCAUAGAGAGGAUGUGCUUCGUCGACGGGCCUAUAGAAGGGAAAUGGUUUGAGGUGAGUCCUCAUGAGGCUGGAUUCACAGAGCUGGAGCUCUUUGUUGAAACGUCUCUGCUGGGCAGUAAGUUCCAGAGGGGGGAGCUGCUGGAGCAGAAGCCGGAGAUGGACAUGGUGAGACUACAAGGUCUUCUUGGUUGUGCGUUGGCUCAUGAAGAGAUGGUCAGAGAGUUCAUUCCUCCCUGGCUGAAUGUGCCUGCUCAUAUCGACAGUGCUGCUAAAGAGUACCUGCGCGUCUACAGCGCCCUCGACAAACUGGCGCUCCUCAUCACGAGUACCGUCAAGGAACCAGCUGCUCUGUCUGCCCUGAAGACUCUGCAGGAAAUACUACAUGACAAGGUCAAUCAGAACCAGUCUGCCUCACUGGAGGGUAAGAGUCCGGAGGAAAGACAGAUUCAGUUUCAGCAGUGGAGCCUGGAACUGUUGACAGCAGUGGAGACCUGGAGCCAAAGUCUGGAGGACGGAGCCUUCAAAACACAUGUCUCUCUGAUCACAAAGCAAGUCCUUCCUCUCGUUGUGAAAUGGGAGUGGGGAACAAUCAGCAACUUCCUGUACCAGUAUGAAGAUUUCAACGUUCCACCGUGUCUCAACGCCACGGACAGAGUCCACCUGGUGGAUGCAGGGCUGCUCAUCAAUGUGGGCUACCCUCCGUUUCUGGGAGACAAGAGAGACAUCGACCUCAUCAUCGCACCCGAGUACAGCGCUGGAAACAUGUUUGAGACUCUGACUCUUGGCAGAGACUACGCAGCCGAGGUGAAGAAGCCUUUCCCAGAGAUAGACGACAAAAUCCUGGAGGACAGAGAGUGGCCGAAGGACUGCUACGUGCUGGAGGGAAAAGAGAAGGAGCCCACCAUCAUUUACAUGCCACUGUUCAACCGACAAAACUGCAAAGAUGCAGAGGAGUUCACCGCCAAGAUGGAGGAGUUCUCCACCUUCCAGCGUCCCUUCGAUGAAGAGAAGCUCCAGUUUGUGUUGGAGACGGCGAAAGCCAACAUGAAGAACAACAGGGAAACUCUGCUGAGGGAGAUUAACAAGGCUGUUCUACGCCGACAGAACAAGACACGAGACAGUGAAAUGUGAAUGAAGCAACUGGUCAAACCUGGAGCUGGUCGCUCUCUCUGCUCCAGGUAAUGUCAUCAGCUCAGUACCUGUGAUCUUUAGACUGUCUGCCCCAACAAUGUUUUACAUUUAUCAAGCUGCUUGUUUGAUGAAGGAAAGCAUUUACAUCCGUCGUCCCACAUUUGAAUCGUCACUAGACUGUUUUUUAAUUCUGAUGUGUUGCUUGCACAAAUGCUACAGCCAUACUUCCAGCUUGUUACUUACUUAUUUCUUAUAUAUAAGUUUACUUGAUAUAUCCAACCUGUGUCCAAUCUGUCAACAUUUCACACGAGGCCUCCCACAUUGUCCCACAUAACAAUUCUCUGGUCACCGCAUAAAUAACUUAACUGUACAGGCAGCUGUGACAAAACUCAACUCAAAUCUACAACAAAAACACCAUAUAUGAUAUAUCACAAACAGAGAAAUGGUUCUUGUCAACCCUGAUUUUACAUCGUUUAAUUAAAAUUGUUUUGGCAUCUUG
This is a messenger RNA of Solea solea (common sole), 2301 nucleotides long. Its product is annotated as cytosolic phospholipase A2 gamma-like. Gene Ontology annotation, molecular function: calcium ion binding; calcium-dependent phospholipid binding. Gene Ontology annotation, biological process: glycerophospholipid catabolic process. Gene Ontology annotation, cellular component: cytosol; nuclear envelope; nucleoplasm. The record is from RefSeq and is a predicted model, not a curated record. The transcript is spliced from 14 exons. Bases 21 to 1802 code for a protein of 593 amino acids. NCBI's taxonomy places the organism in Eukaryota, Metazoa, Chordata, Actinopteri, Pleuronectiformes, Soleidae.